Molecule: messenger RNA, 3066 nt
Organism: Megachile rotundata (alfalfa leafcutting bee)
Lineage: Eukaryota; Metazoa; Arthropoda; Insecta; Hymenoptera; Megachilidae
Product: protein CDV3 homolog
Cellular component (GO): cytoplasm
Source: RefSeq, a predicted model, not a curated record
UAAAUUUUCAUUUUCUAUCGAUAUCUUUAUGAUUAUCGUGGCAGAUAGAAGAAAUAUGGUACAAACAUAUUAUUCCAACAAAGUAUUAGUAUAUACAGUUCCUUUUUGUUGCGUUAAAUAAAUUUCUACGACUGGUAUAACUGAUCGACUUAGAUUGUCAUUUCGUAUUCCGGAAGUGGUGAAAGGUAAUGUAGCGCCAUCAGUGCUCUACACGGAACAUACAAUAAUCGUGGAUCAAUUAACCUCUGCAUAGUCACGUUUUUCGCACGUGUUAUUCUUUCUGUAGAUUCCGUGGAUUGGAAUCUCGAUUCGUUAGGUAGCCCUUGGAUUUUUUUGUGCAGGUCUUCUGCUAGACAGUCAGCGCCACAUAUUUGUUCGCGAGUUGAAAAUUUCUCGAUGUUUUGUAAAAUUGAAAAAAUAUACGACGAUAAGAAGGCUUCGUUAUCCAGUGAUUCGAAUUCUUCCAAUAUUUUACUCGAAAAAAAUUGACUUUCGUAAAAGUCGGAGCUAUAUUUGGAUAUUAUACUGACUUCGAAGUAAACGCGUGAACUUCCGGCCAAGACAAGCCCAUGUGGACAGCAGCGGUGACUCCGAUCAUUCCGUGUUAAGGCUGUAUCUCGUGUUCCCGUGAAAAAAAGCUUUUCGGCGGAUAAUCGCGCGUAUACCGCGAAAGUCAUCGCAGUAUGGCUGAUUUGGAUGAUUUCUUCGCGAAAAAGGAUCGCAAAAAAGCGAAGGGGAAGAAGUUUACUACCACAGAGGAAAUAGCGAAGAAAUUGGAGGAGACGGGAAAACGGUCGGGAAAGAAAUUGAAAGACAAACCACUGAACCCGGAAGGUGAAGAGACUCAACAGACCGAGGAUGAAGACGAAUGGAAGGAAUUUGAGGAAGAGAAGAAGGACUAUACUGGUUUAAAAAUUGGAAAUCUGACGAUUAAUGAAUCUGUGGAUGUAGAAUCAGACGACGAAAAAGGUACUGUGGAUAACAGUUCGGACGGAGAAUCUGGAGAAGGUGGCCCCAAACAUUUAGGGCCAUGGAAAAAGCCUGAAGCCCGUCCACAACCAGAAGUAACAGAAGUAGUAGCUCCUCCUCCUCCACCUGUUACUUCGGGAAGUAGUUACAAACCACCACAUUUAAGGAAUAUUCAGCCUGUUGCUGCUAGUCCCAGACAACGGGCAAAGAACAUUGCACCAGAUAUACAUAGCGAAGAAUAUUUCCCAACUUUGAACUCGAAACAGCAGCAAAGCAAUGAACCCACUGGACCAUGGGGCAGGCGGAAACGAGACGAAGGAACGUUCGAGGAAGUGCGUAAUAGAGGGGGAAGCAGAUCAUACAGCAUGCAAGAUUCGCAAGCUCAAGCGCCCAAGCUCUCUCUGGGUAACAAGUACGGUGCCCUCUCGCAAGAUCAAAGCUGAAAUCUUCCUUGAUUUGAUCAAAACGACAAACAGUUAUCAUAUUACGUCAUCGCCUUUCUCCGUUUCGUGGCCCAGCUACGCUAUCAAAUAUGUUUUCUAGGAUAGAACACGAAGAACAUGUACGAUAGUUACGCAUCAUCGAUCACGUACAUGCCCUAGCUUCGAAAGGCCCAGGUUGUAAGUCCGUUUCGCUCGAUAGGAAUGACGUCGUCCUAUCACGAAACUGGAUGCACGCUCCAUAAGAAACAAUUGCUGCUUGCGACGGAUUUCGUAACGCGGAGAUUUAUUUUCAUACGUGAGACAUGCUCAAACACGUUUAGCACCAAUUUUGUAUUUAAGUUUUUUUUUUAUCGAAGAUGAUGGGAAGCCAGGAGUUCGCGCGACGGAACCGGACGUCGAGAUAGGACACUCGUUAGUUUCACGCGAGACGUCGACUCGAAGCGGAUUAUAGUCGCGCGAUCGCUCUAUUUUUACACGGUGCUGUUUUUAUUUAGCGUGCAAGCUUUGCUAUCGAUCGCCGUUGAAUCGUCAUGGAAAUAUAUAGGUUAGGGCACUGGUAUACAGAAACCGGACAACCUUAACGAGAAGGAUAAAGUACCUAGAGAUACUGUUGCACGAGUCGCUCGAUAAGCUCGGUGAUUGUAGAGUGAACUGUGUUGCUCGCGAUCACAAGGUUGAUGAUCCGCUUGGGCCGUGUUUUUUGUUUGAGAGUAAUCGUUUCGCUCAACGGUAACGUACGUCAACGAACACAAAAGUUUAGAUGAAUUAAGAUACGUAUAUAUAAAUAUAAAUAUAUAUAUAUAUAUGAUAAUUAAAAGUUAUUGAAUUCCGGGGCUGGGCUUUGGAACGGUGCAAACCAUCCUAUAUACACGUCAAGACCAGAGAAAUACGAGGAGAAAGAAAAUGGUACAGAUAAAAACACGCAGAAUACAUCCGAGAAAUGAAAAGGAAGAGUGCAUAUGAACAAAGUAGAGACGUGACUGUCUCGAAUAAAAGAAAAUGCAAAAAUUGAAUGUAUGUAUACACUUUUGUUGACGCUUGUUUAUUUUCGUUGAUUUUUGGAUUUUUUUUCGCGAAUAAGAAACAAAGACGAAAGUAGAGAGUGUUACAACACGUUUUUGGGAUUCUCUUGUGCGAUUGGGAGCUCGGGGUGCUAGCGCUGGUAGUUUUUUUGAGAGGCAAAAGUUAGCGAAAGAAAGAUGGAAAGCGUAGAAUCGAAGAAACGAAGCGAUUCGAUGAAAAGAAUAUGAGAGCCAUACACGCAGAAGCGAAAAGAAGAAAGAAAAAUAAACGGAGCCUUGUAUAGUGAACGAUAAGAAGAAAAAAUGUGAUUAUUUAUAAUAAAUUUCCUAGGACAACUUAUACGUACUGCCUGAAGCAUUUUACUUUUGUGAACCACCCAUGAUGUGUCGGUGAUAGUUGCUCAAACGAGAGUAAUCAGCGACUGAUUUUUUUCACAAUCGUUUUACCCGAAGAAUUAAAGGCACUUUUCACGGGCAUUUCCACGUAUAGAAGUACGCAAUUCUGUGUGCGAGGUAUAAAGCCACUCGUUUGAUUGGCCGAUCAUUUCGUUCGUUUCGUUGCUCAUUGUUCGUGUACAGGAUGGACCAGCAAUUAUUGAUAUCGCAAUCAUUUUCCACUUAUAAAUCGAUAA